Molecule: messenger RNA, 1641 nt
Organism: Rotaria sordida
Lineage: Eukaryota; Metazoa; Rotifera; Eurotatoria; Philodinida; Philodinidae
Source: the annotation of a GenBank genome assembly
AUGAAGGAAACUUUCUACUCCAAAUUAGAUGCCUAUUUAAGUGCAUUAAACUUUAGACGACAGUCGAAAUAUGUAAUAACAAAUGAAACAUACAAUAAAAUACUACAAGUACUAUCAAAUGAAAAGAAAUUUAAUCCAUCAUUCAAUUUUUGGGCAAAAAAACGAUUUACUAUUGUUAAGAUUAGUGAACAACGUAUAAUUUAUUGCAUAGAAACGAAACUACCUAUCGUGCAGUAUGAAAAUCUAUAUGAAAUACUUAAUGAAUGUCAUCUUGCUGUUGGUCAUCUAGGCAGAGAUAAAACUUGGCAUGAGGUCAAACGUCGGUUUGCUCAAAUACCACUUGAAAUAGUUAAAUUAUUCAUUAGUUUAUGUGAUCAAUGUGCAUCACGAAGAGUUUUUCAUAAACCAAUUGUUGGAAAACCAAUAAUAUCAGUUGGUUUUAUGACCAGGAUGCAAAUAGAUUUGAUAGAUAUGCGAAGCAGUGGAUAUAAUGAUUACAAAUGGAUAUUUCAUGCCACAGAUCACUUUUCUAAAUUCUCAUGGCUAUUUCCUAUGAUAUCAAAGGAAGCUAGCAAUGUUGCUAGCAUAUUACAAUCUAUUUUUUACCAAUUCGGUGCACCCAAAAUACUUCAAUCAGAUAAUGGUAGAGAAUUUACUGCCAAGGUGAUUGCAGAUUUAACAAAAACGUGGCCUGGCUUAUUAAUAAUAAAUGGUCGGCCUCGAAAUCCCCAGUCCCAGAGACUGGUGGAGCGAGGGAACUCUGUUGUUCAACAAUUACUUGGUAAAUGGUUAAGUACCAAUAACACAUUGGAUUGGCCUUCAGGUCUUGGUCCAGUGAUGUUAGCUAUUAACAGUAGUGUAGCAAAAAGUAUGAAGAAGACUCCAUUUGAAGUUGUAUUUGGACAACAUCCUCGUAGUGAAGAUGAUAUUUGGAAAAAUAUUUUUGAUUAUCAACGACAAGAUGAUAAUAAUAAAAUAAUUUUAGAAGAAGAUUUACCUGAUGAUAUUGCCAAUAUCCUUCAAGAAGUGCAUGAUGUUGAAUCUCAAUCAGAUUUAAAUCAAGAUAGUAGUAAUAAUAAUCAAUUAGAAACGAAUGAAAAUAUGGUACUUGGUGUAGUUCAAGAAUUAGAUAAUGAUAAUGAUAAUACACCUCAUGAAAUUGUUAUUGAUCAUGAAGAAUGUGUUGAUGAAGCCGAAUUGGUACAAAAUCAUGUUAAUCUAAAUGUUAGUACACGUCAUAAUGAUCGUCAUCGACAAUUUCGGGAAGAAGCCGAGCAAUCAUACCUGAAAAAUGCACAAUCACAACUUAUUACGUAUAAAACAAGAUCAGCAAAACGACAACGAACGUAUGUUGUUGGUGAUAUGGUUGGUUUAAAGGUUUCAGAAGUUGAUCGUACAAAUACUUCUUCUACAAUUUUACCAUGUAAAAUAAUUGAUAAAUAUUCUCAAAAUGGAGAAUUCAUGUAUACAGUUGCAGCACAAAAUGGUAUUAUAAAAGAACAUUUUGAUUCGAUGGCAUUUUUAGAUCUUACCACAGCGAAUUUUGCAUCAUUACGUGCGAUGAAUGUUGAUGGACUACCAACCAUUACUUUUAUUCAAGCAAGUCAGAUUCAUACAAAGGAAGUCCCCCAUUUUCCAUAG